Gallus gallus (chicken) is the source of this 3228-nucleotide messenger RNA. It is a transcript of the gene CHRNA5, whose product is annotated as cholinergic receptor nicotinic alpha 5 subunit. The record is from RefSeq and is a predicted model, not a curated record. Gene Ontology annotation, cellular component: postsynaptic membrane; synapse; neuron projection. The transcript has 7 exons. NCBI's taxonomy places the organism in Eukaryota, Metazoa, Chordata, Aves, Galliformes, Phasianidae. Gene Ontology annotation, biological process: monoatomic ion transmembrane transport; signal transduction; nervous system process. Bases 39 to 1415 code for a protein of 458 amino acids. Gene Ontology annotation, molecular function: transmembrane signaling receptor activity; acetylcholine-gated monoatomic cation-selective channel activity.
GCCCCGUGCCCGCCGCGGGGCUCGGAGGCGGCGGGGCCAUGGCCGAGCUGCGUGCAGGGCUGCGCUGCGGCCGCCCACUGCUCCUCCUCACAUGCCUCUUCGCGCCCGUCCUCGGGAAGCCCGGAGCCGGCCCGGCCGCCCGCGCCCCUCAGGCGGGUGUAUCUGAACCUUCUUUUGUUGCCAAGAGUGAAGAUCGUUUGUUUAAACAUUUAUUUGAAGACUAUCAAAGAUGGGUUCGCCCGGUGGAGCACUUGAAUGAUACAAUAAAAAUCAAAUUUGGUCUUGCAAUCUCUCAGCUAGUAGAUGUGGAUGAGAAGAAUCAACUGAUGACCACGAAUGUCUGGCUGAAACAGGAGUGGAUAGACGUAAAAUUAAGAUGGAACCCUGAAGAUUAUGCUGGAAUAACAUCUAUUCGUGUCCCAUCGGAUUCUAUUUGGAUUCCAGACAUUGUGUUAUAUGACAAUGCAGAUGGACGUUUUGAGGGGACGUCUACUAAAACUGUGGUAAAAUAUGAUGGCACCAUUGCUUGGACUCCACCAGCAAAUUAUAAAAGUUCUUGUACUAUUGACGUAACCUUCUUUCCCUUUGACCUCCAAAACUGCUCUAUGAAAUUUGGUUCCUGGACUUACGAUGGCUCCCAGGUUGAUAUAAUUUUAGAAGAUUAUGAUGUUGACAAAAGAGACUUUUUUGAUAAUGGAGAAUGGGAAAUAGUGACUGCAACAGGGAGCAAAGGAAAUAGAACUGAUGGAUGCUGCUGGUAUCCCUUUGUUACAUAUUCAUUUAUAAUUAGACGUUUACCACUUUUUUACACGUUGUUUCUCAUCAUUCCUUGUAUUGGACUUUCUUUUCUAACUGUCCUCGUCUUCUAUCUUCCUUCAAAUGAAGGUGAAAAAAUUUCCCUUUGCACUUCAGUCCUGGUAUCUCUGACUGUUUUUCUUCUUGUCAUUGAAGAGAUUAUUCCAUCGUCUUCUAAAGUUAUCCCACUUAUAGGAGAAUACUUGGUGUUUACUAUGAUAUUUGUGACAUUGUCCAUUGUGAUAACUGUCUUUGCUAUCAAUAUUCAUCACCGUUCUUCAUCUACACACAAUGCCAUGGCACCUUGGGUUCGCAAGAUAUUUCUUCACAAACUUCCCAAGCUGCUGUGCAUGAGAAGUCAUGUAGAUAGAUACUUUGCUCAGAAGGAGGAAAAAGGAAACAUGAGUGGAUCAGAAUCGUCUAGAAACACCUUGGAAGCAGCUCUAGACUCUAUCCGAUAUAUCACAAGGCAUGUUAUGAAGGAAAAUGAAGUUCGUGAGAAGUCCAUGUUGUUGUUAAUCAAAUAUUUUCAGAGACACAUGGCUGUUACAAGAGCACGUACAGUAACUGUUACCUGCAGUGCUGCUGAAUGUUGUUUUCAGAAUGAAAGAAGUUGUUGAAGACUGGAAAUUUAUUGCUCAGGUGCUUGAUCGAAUGUUCUUAUGGGCCUUUCUUCUGGUUUCAAUAAUUGGAUCACUUGUGUUAUUUAUUCCUGUUAUUCAUAAAUGGGCAAGUAUAAUAGUACCUGUGCAUAUAGGCAGUACAAAUACGUAAGAUAUUUUUGGAUCUGUCUCCUGCUAAUAUCAUUCUGAAAAGGUUUUGUAGUGUUAAGUUUCCAUGCAUGUUCUUUGUAGGCACGUUUCUGAUAGGAAGAAAAAUAAAAUCCUAAACCUAAAAAUUAUGAUGUUAAAGCAUGAUACGUAGGACUCACAAAGUCAAUUUGCUUAGUGCCAGUCUACUAAGGUACUUCUAAAUCAGGUCAUAAUCAAAGACCUUUGCAAAUACUUGCAUGCGUAUGUUAGAAGCAGUAUAUACUGACACCUACUGAGAAGUAGAAGGAUUGAGAUUUUUUUUAAUGAAGAUCACUGUAGUCCCAUUAUUAAGUUACUAUGGAAAAUAUUAUAUUUAUUACUAUUUUUUUUGCAGCUGCUUGCACAAUAGAGUUGCUUAUUUCAACUUACUAUAUUAUGCAAAUGAGAACUUGUAUCUACACAGUAAAUGAAAAAGUAUAAUAAAACCAUUGAUUGAACUUCCUUCCUUUUCAACAGACCAAAAAACAGAGCGAUCUGACUUGUUAUGCCUUUAUACAUUUUCAGUGGAAAAUUUGCUGCUAAACUUAAAAUCUUGUUAAUUCUACCAUAUUGAUGUGGCCAUGUGAUAUAUUGAGCCUUACAGUGCUUACAGGAUACGUGAGUAUUGACAUCUCUAUGUCAGCUAUAUCUCAUAUAUGUAUAUUUAUAUAUAAAAUUAUUUGUUAUAUCUCUAAAUUAUAUUAAUUAAAUAAUGGAUGUUAAUUCUUCAAAUUGAUUCCAGUGCUGCUAUUCUUAAAAGUUUUGUUUCUGGCAGAGACUCUGGAAGAGAGUGUUUGUCCUACACUUUAAGUUUUGUCCUUUUCUUUGUUCCUUCAUAACAUAGCUGUAUCCUGCAGGGCUAAUGUAUAGCUUUUGAAGCCCCCUGUGCAGGGAAAUGAUGCCAACUUAUCCUUAUUGCUAUUAUUUUUUUACCAAGUUACAAAUAAUCCUGGUUGCAAAAGGAGUCACUCUUCCUCUUCAGUUACACAAUUACAUCUGGCAUUAGAUAUCAGUAUUUUCUGCAUUCCCAUGUGAUUUAUUUUAAAAGUGAAUUUGCAAUCUGAUUUAAUCCAUUAGCAUAAUAACUUUCUCAGCAUUACUAAUAUUAAUGCAUCAGAAACUGUGUGUGAAAAUUGCAGAAGUGCUUUGGGCAUCUUAUUUCCUUUCCAAAUGCUAAGUUUCUUUUUAUAGUCCUCCUUAGCUUUGAAUUACUACAGUUUACCCUUACCUGAAAAGAAAACAAAGCAAGGAUAUUAGCUAUGUAUCUUUUUAGCUCCCCCCCUGUACCUUGUUCAAUAAUGUCUGAAGACUGCUUAAUUAUAUCAUGGGGUAAUUGGCAGCGUGGCCAACGGAGUUCCAGCCUUUGUACUAGUAACUCACAAUUUCUGCAAAUGCAUGAACUUCUUUCGGUCAUCUCUAUAAUCAGAUCACGAUAUCUGUGGAUGAAAAAGAUAUGCUGGAAUCCCUGAGGUUUUCAGCUCAUCCUCAGGUGUGUCUGAAAUGAGAUAAUUUUUAAUAGACUCGGAAGCACGGGCCUUUACGUAUGUAACUCCUUUCUGAAUGUGUUGAGGUGUAACUAAUGCUGCUUCAUGUCGCUUUUGUCUCUUGGUCAAAAUAAAUGAAAGAAAAUCACAAUGUUCAA